AUGGGGCUUCGAAUUCCAAGAAUUGAGAGACCACACCUAAAGGUCGAACAACCUAGAUCAGCAUUCGCGGCAGGAAAUGAGAGAUGGACUAACAAAGACCUUGACCCUGUUCCGCCAGCGGGAAGGAAAUGGGGUGUCACAUCGUUCAUCAGCUAUUGGAUUUCUGAUGCGUUCAAUGCAGCAACUUGGCAAUUCGCAGCUGGCAUCAUCGCCGUCGGAUUGACCUGGCGUGAGAGUUUGGGAAUUGUCGCGCUAAGUUUCUUCAUAAUCUCGUUUGUGAUCGCGUUCAAUGGCGCUAUUGGUGUCCUUCACCACGUCCCCUUUCCCGUCAUCGCUCGAGCAAGCUGGGGGUUUUGGGGCUCGUACGUCGCCAUCAUCUCGCGAGCCAUUCUUGCUAUUUUCUGGUUUGCGAUCCAGACAAUGAACGGGGCGAACACAGUGCGCGUUAUGAUUGGUGCCAUUUGGCCGUCUUUCUUGACUCUGCCAAAUCAUAUACCCGAGUCCCAGGGCAUCGACGAUGCGACGAUGAUCUCGUUCUUUUUGUUUUGGCUGGGCCAGCUCCCGUUCCUCUUCAUGCAUCCCAACCAAUUGCGAUUUCUCUUCAUGGCAAAAUCGAUCAUCGUCCCUGCUGCCUGGCUGGCAAUAAUGAUCUGGGCACUCGCUUCAUCGAAAGGUGGUCAUAUCUUCGAUCAAACUGCAUCGGUGUCUGGAUCUGCCUACAGCUGGGCUUUCCUGUCAUCGAUGACUUCGGUUAUCGGCAACUAUGCAACACUUUCUGUCAAUCAAGCCGACUUUUCCAGAUACUCACGGGUCUCUGUGAAGUGGCAAUGUGUCUAUGUCCCCAUGUUGCCACUGUUCUUCACCUUUAUAGCCUUUAUCGGUAUCGCCGCAUCAUCAGCUGGAGGUUACCACUAUGGGACACUAGAAUGGGAUCCGAUGGCUUUGGUUUCCCAUUGGGACAAUCGAGCAGCACGAUUUUUCGCUGCGUUCUCCUUCGCACUGGCUGCAUUGGGGGUAAACAUCAGUGCUAACAGCUUGUCAGCAGCGAAUGACCUAAUGGCGCUUGCUCCUCAGUUCAUCAAUAUUCGUCGAGGGCAACUCAUUUGCGCCGUGGUUUGCUGGGCACUAGUGCCAUGGAAAAUCUUGAAAUCAGCAGGCAACUUCCUGAACUUCAUGGCGGCUUAUGCCAUUUUCCUGGGUCCAAUAGCUGCAAUCAUGCUGUUUGAUUUCUGGGUGGUCCACAAGAGAAAAUAUGACACGAUCGCCUUGUAUAACCCUUGCGGCAUAUAUCGUUACACCUACGGUGUCAACUGGCGAGCGAUAGUAGCAUUUCUCAGCGGGGUGGCGCCCAGUUUGCCUGGCUUCAUCAACGGUAUAAACAAUAAUGUUGAUGUUGGUGUUGGCAUUCACCCUUACCAAUUUGGGUGGCUCCUUGGCUUUUGUGGUACGGCGCUUGUUUACACCGUCCUAUCACUUGUGUUCCCAGCAAAGGAGACCUUCAUUGCAACGCCUGUACGCCCCGAUGAGAUAUUUGCUCAGCAGGACGGGGUUCCGGGGUCAGAGGAGGAGACUGGAAGUGGAGAGGUCGAAGUGAUUGAUGGGGAGAAGAGGGGAUUUAGGCACCGCCUAGAGAAGUUUUUAUAG
Messenger RNA from Exophiala aquamarina CBS 119918, 1644 nucleotides. RefSeq lists its product as uncharacterized. The record is from RefSeq and is a predicted model, not a curated record. Gene Ontology annotation, molecular function: nucleobase transmembrane transporter activity. Gene Ontology annotation, cellular component: plasma membrane. Gene Ontology annotation, biological process: nucleobase transport; transmembrane transport. NCBI's taxonomy places the organism in Eukaryota, Fungi, Ascomycota, Eurotiomycetes, Chaetothyriales, Herpotrichiellaceae. The transcript is spliced from 4 exons. Bases 1 to 1644 code for a protein of 547 amino acids.